Caenorhabditis auriculariae is the source of this 6543-nucleotide messenger RNA. The record is from the annotation of a GenBank genome assembly. Lineage: Eukaryota; Metazoa; Nematoda; Chromadorea; Rhabditida; Rhabditidae.
AUGUCUUUGUCCCGGCCGUUGCAUUUAGCAAGAUUAUUUUCAACAUAUUCAAGUUUAAGACCUGAAUUUCGUAGGUUUCUCAGAAAUUUUCGUGAAUAGGCUCAUCUUUAAUGUUUCAGAAUCGUGGGAAAUAGUAUAAACCAAUGGAAAUCGAAGCCUCUGGAUCGGAAAUUCCUUCUGAAAUCUCUACGCUUGUCCGGCUUGACGGCUCAAUUCUCCGCAGUUUUUCUGCGAAGAGCCGAAUGUCAGGCGAGAUUGUCAAAAAGGAGCGAUAUCGCGAAACGUGAGAGGGAGCACGACCCUGAAGCUUCGCUCACAUUAUCCGACAUUUUCACUCUGAUCAAGCCUUAUUUGGGGUGGCUGAUUGCUGCUGUUGUGGUGAGAGUCCAGAGGAAAAAGAAAACUAAUGAGUUUCCAUUUAAGUGCGCUGUUUUGUCCGCGAUAAUCAACAUAAAAAUCCCACUGUGUCUGGGAGAUCUGGUCAACGUUCUGGUUGACGUGAUAAAAAGCGAGUCGAAGGAUGUUGCUGCACACUUUGACGAGAUUAAACCUCAUGCCGUUCGACUGCUCACUUAUUACGGGAUCCAGGUAACUUUUUGUAGUGACUUUGAUUUUCGUGGUGGCUGGAAACUAAUUUGCAAAGUUUGAAAAUAGUUUUUGGAAAGUUCAAAAUUUCUUGUGUAUCUCGAAAAUGACAUUGAAAACGGCUUCUUCUUUCUGGAAAGUUCAAUAAAACAUGUCUGUUCUUUGUUAAACAAUUAGCCAAUGGACCGUAUCUUUUUGAGAUGAAUAUACGCUUUGAAAAUAUAAAAAGACAAUGAAGUUGUACCUUUUCUGAAAGAAAUCUUCCUAUUUCUAUCCGAUUCGGUAAAAAUUGAAACAUUGAAAAAGCUUAUAGUGCAUCGGAUGAAAUUAGAAAUCUUUGACGCCUGCUCUUGAAAUGUCGAAAGUCAGUUUAUAGUCGGCGCACCUUGAUAGCAACCGUUUUCCAGCUGUUAAGCUUUAACCCAUUCCAAAUGCGAUCUUUUUCGAUCUCAUUUCACCUUUUCAUUUUCCAGGCCGUCCUCACUUUCAUGUAUAUUUCGUUUCUAACGAUUCUCGGCGAGCGGAUGGCCGUCGACAUGCGUCUGAACCUCUUCAAAAAGUUGCUUUCACUUGAUAUGUCUUUCUUCGAUACACAGGUAUCCUCAAAAAAUGAGAAAAAUUUUUACUUUUUGAUAGAAAACGGGCGAAUUGUCUUCACGGCUAAACACGGACGUCCAGGAGUUCAAGAGCAGCUUCAAAUUGUGCGUUUCUCAGGGAUUAAGGACGAUUGCACAGGUUUUAUUUUUUAAAGGGGCUCCGCGCAUGAACAUACAUGGGCAGAGUCCGAACGUGGUCCGUCAGGGAGGAAAGUUCCCAUUAGGCUAUUUUCAAGAAUGGAGGGCCGGCAAAUCGAAUUGAGUUUGAUUGAAACGCAUUUUUUAACGUUUCCCGAGACAGAAAUUUUUUUUAAAUAAUUAGUUUUCAAAUGUAGACGGUGAAAUGGGUUAGUUUUAAACUUUUUGGAGGGUUUCAAGCGCUUUUUUCUUCUUUCGACGUGCCUCUUUUGGACCGACGUGCCUCUUUUGGACCUGAAAUUAGUUUUUUUUUUCCAGAAUCAUUGAAAAAAAGUUGGCAUUUUGAAAGAAAAAAGUCCUGGAGAGGGUUCGGCGGCCCUGAAGUUCGGUCUGCCCAUGUGUGCGCGUGAAUUUGGUGUACGCUGGACUUGAACGGGAUCUAUGGACUUAAACCGGGACCCGAAAUUCUAUUUCGGGCGAUCGGUCAGGGUUAAACGGAAAAAUGAAAGUAGCAUCCGCAGGUGCUACCAACAUGAGAGUUCCACUGCAUCUUGUCAAAAUCUGAGAGAAUCAUCAAAUGGAAAAAUCCUUUUUUGAGACUCUCGGCUGCAUUGGCUCGUUAGUAACGCUGUCCGCCAAGAUGACUCUCUACACGGUGGCCGUCGUUCCCGGAAUCAUCCUGAUGGGAUCGAUUUUCGGCGCCGCUUUGAGAGUUUUGAGCAGAAAGUUUUUCAAAAAUCUGACAAAAAGUAUAUAUGCGAAACUAUCCUAGAGCUCAAGCUCAAUCAGCGGCAGCUGCGGCGACUGCCGACGAAGCUUUCGGCAAUAUCCGUACUGUCCGAGCUUUUGCCAUGGAAAAGCAGGAGGAAAAGUUGGGAAUGCAUUCGGAGGUGACAUGAAGUAGAAAUAUUCAAGAUUAUUCGAAGAGGAGCUCAGAAAGUCAUGCCAGCUCCAGGAGCAGCUCGGUUUCGGCGUUGGAAUGUUCCAAGGUCGGAUUUCCACUGGAAAAGUUCAUUUUUUGAUUCUAGCUUAUCAUAAGAUGUGUUCUUUGGGUGAAAUUUCAUUUUAGAUUUGUCAGGUUUGAAAAAAAAAUCAAUCAAUAUGUAGGUUGAUUGAAACUUAGCGUUUAAAAUAAUUUUAAUAAGUUUUAUCAUCUUUUUUCCUGAAAAAAAGGCUCGAACUUCUGUAAAAAUCUAUUUUUGCCUUUGAGGACAUAUCUCCUUUGUUCCAAGAGUUUUUUUGUACCCAAUUGGCCGAGAUUUCAGUGAACUUUAGGUGCCACUAAUCUGUUCCUCAACGGAAUCGUUUUGUCUGUUCUGUAUGGUGGCGCUUCUCUUAUUGCCCAGGUUUGUGAGCGGGUCAUAAAAAAAUAUUGUUUCGUAUCCGUAAAAAAAGAGCACAAAAAAAUAUCGCAGUUAUAACGUUUAAAAAUAUUCACGAAUUUUUUUCAGGAAAAAAAGUUUCCAAGAUGUAGAGAUAAGUUCACAAGAUAAUACUUCAUUUCAUCAAAAAUUUCGUUUUGAAGCCACUAGAAGUGAAUGUAUAAAGAUAUUCCAAGGAUUCCAACGAAUAUCUCGAACGAGAAGAGAGUGGACAUGAACAGCUAAACUUAAAAGGUCCAAAGAGGCUUAGUUCAGUUUUUGCUUUUUAAACUGAAAUGUUUCUUAGCGUUUUUCAAACUUCAAACCUUCCAGAAAGCUAUUUUCCAUGUUGCUUCCUAAUUGAUUCAAAGUUACCUUGACACGGAACUCGAAUAUUUCUUUAAAAUCAGCUGAAUAGAUCAAAAAAAUAGAAUAGGAGUGAACCUAGUUGAUGAAUCGACUAAAGCAACGGAGUAAGGACUUCUAAUGCGUUUUGAAAUUAAAAUUAUUUUAUUGCCCAGAAAAGUGUCAUAAGGGAAGUCUUUUUCGAGGCUGUUAUCGAAAAACGAUGGUUGAAAAUGAUCGUGAGUCCAUCUAAAACUGGCAGGGCGGAUUUUUUGAACAGCUCUUUGAAAAAAAAAACUUGAGUCAGAAGAAUAUUUCAUUUUUAGGAUUAUUUUGUGUUAUUUCCAUAUUUUGAGAACGAGAUGUCCCCUGGAGCCUUGAUGUCCUUCUUAGUGUCGGCCCAGACGAUCCAAAGAUCUCUCAGCCAACUUUCCAUCAUAUUCGGCACCGCUGUCAAGGGCUGGACGGCUGGGGCCAGAGUUAUGCAAGUAAGGAGAAAAUGGUCCUUCUUGAAGGGAAAAAGGACUUUUGCAGUUCUCGAAAAUGGAGCCCUCGAUUCGCAUGGAUGACGGCGUCUGUAUACCUUAUCACACUUUGUGGGGCGAUAUCCGAUUCGAGAACGUCUCAUUUUAUUAUCCCAAUCGGCCUGGUCACAAAGUAGGCUUUCGGGCUCCCGAAAACAGCUUCCUGGAGUUUUCGAAAUGCUAAAACAAAUUUCAUGAAAAUCUCAAGUUUUUUUUAGCUUCAAACCAUCCAGGAAGCCAUUUUCCUACAUAUUUAAGUCAAUUUUCAAAGGUUUUUUCUAGGUUUUUGAUGACUUGGACCUUGAAAUUCCGGCUGGACAAAUUGUCGCCUUGUGUGGACCCAGUGGCGAGGGUGAGAAUAUAGUUCGUUUUGAAUGAAAUGUCACAAAUAUUAAAAUAUUUUAAGAAAAAGUAUUUCAAUUCAAAAAGUUUUUCUUAAAGUCGGUUAGUAUUCAAUUUCCCAUUAGUGGUUCAGAACUUGAACUCUACCGAAAGCUUCCGGAUUUAUGAGAAUAAGGUUUGUAGCUUCAAGUUUAAAACUUCUGGAAAAGAUUUAUAGAAAGAACCUUCCAAUAUUCUUGUUCUUAGUGGGUUUUCCUUGGAAUUUCCAUUUUGUUAAAGCAUUUGUUGUGGAAAAUUGAAAUUUCUAGUAACUUACUAGUUAGUAUAAUUUCCUUUCCAAAAAAAUCGUCUGUAUAAGAAUAGGUAUGACAACUUCAUAGUCAUCAAGUAAAAAUCAAAGCAAACUUUUAAUUUUUAGGUAAGAGUACGAUAACACACAUGUUGGAGCGGUUCUAUGAGCCGCAAAAUGGUCGAGUCACCCUUGACGGACAAGAUUUGAGGGACCUCAAUGUGGAAUGGCUUCGUGGGAGGGUGAUUUUGACAAAGAAAUCAAAUCCAAGAAAUAAUAUUUUCAGGUAAUCGGCUUGAUUUCCCAAGAGCCGGUUCUUUUCGCGACAACAAUUGAGGACAAUAUUCGUUACGGUCGUCCCGAAGCUACUGAUGAAGAGGUAAAAACUUCCUAAAGUGAGAAAUAUGUGGAUAUAAAUUCUGCGAGAAGCUGAAGUGCGCUCGAGAAUUAGUGGACCCUAUAGAGGAUUUAUUUGAACUUCCUAAAGGAAGGAAGAAGGACACUUAUAGGAGGUUUUUUAAGGGCAGAAAUCUAGAAACUUGAAGUACGCAAGUAAGGUUGAACACCUAUUUUCACCUAUUGUUGCAAUUGAUCUCUGUAGGAUUUUUUUCUGUUUAUAGUACCAACUCCAGCUUUUUUCAGUUCCAUUGUAAAACAUUACAACACUAUCACGAUGAUCGUGAGAAAAGCUUUGAAUCAAAAUUCGGGAAAUUUUUUCACGGACUCACAAUGCUUGUGCUUUGAUAGCCAACUAGAAAAAUCUGGAGUUUUUAAUCAUCAAGAAAAUCUUGUAUGAAGGCGUUUUGGUUGUAACUUUAUAUCUUCAUCAUUUUGAAUUCGAUUUAUGAACGGUAAUUUUUUUGAAAAGUGUGAAAUUUUUUUCACAAUUUUUCUAUAAAAAAAAUAAUCUCUGAGUUUCCUUUUUCCAAUUGACGCACUCUCCGGAGAAAGGCUUCCUCACCAGGAUUACAUUACAACUUAUUGGAAGCCCCCCUCAAUCUCUCCGGCUAAAAAUACAUAAUCGCUUGAUUUUCGCCUCGUGAUGGGAAAAGCCGCAUUUUAAUGGGAAAAAAAUAAGAAGGAUUGUUUUCAGUGCAUUUAGGGAAUUUCAAGAAUGAGAUUUCGAGAACUUAUUUUUGAUAAGUUCUCGAAUUAUUUGAACGAUGAUUUACCUUUAAAAAAAUUAGGGAAAAAUUUUAAAAAAGUUCGGGAGGUUUUUUUUUCCGUAUGAUAGCUUUUUUUUUGACGACCAAGGAUGAUUUUUCUUCCCGAAAAGGAUAAAUAAUUGAUUUUAAGAGGAAUUUUCUACAUUUUUCCUGCAUGAAGUAUACUCGAACAGGCCAAGUCGAAACCACCUCCUAAGAUCAAAACGUAAUGUCCCUGAAUAGGGCACAUGCUUGGUCUCCGCCUAACUUUAAUUUUCUCAGCUACCUGUCAGAGAGUUAAUUUUUUUAAAUACCUUUAUCACCUAUCACCAGACUAAUUGAGCAGUACUUGCCCACAUAAAAACAAUUAGCGGAAUAAAAGAAAAAAAAUUUUAGGUGCGACAAGCGGCAUUGAGCGCCAACGUGGACGAAUUCGUGAGGAAGUUCCCCAAUGGCUAUCAGACUGUCGUUGGCGAACGUGGCGCCCAGCUUUCCGGAGGUCAGAAACAGAGGAUCGCCAUCGCUCGGGCCAUUUUGAAAAAUCCGCCGAUCUUGAUUCUCGACGAGGCAACGUCGGCCCUCGACUCGGAGAGCGAAAUUAUGGUGAGAAUAUCCAAAAAAGUGUGAUCGUACAAAUUCAAUUAAUUAGUCUCAAUUUUUUUAUUUCCUUGUCCAAGUGUGGCUGUCCGUAGAAAAAGCAAAAAGAAUUUGAAAGUUACGGAGAAUUCUUUAUUCUCAAAAUCGAAUACGUUCUCAGAUUUUUUUCGUUCUCAAAAAAAGGUUUUCGAUCAGUUUUUUUUUGACCCUUCAGUGGAACUGUACAGGAAAAAUGUGAGAAAAUGAAAACGAAGGAAGAGGAAAAAUUAAUUCAAAGAUUAAAAAGAUGAUUUCAACUUCAAAGUUAGGGUUGGUUAUGAAAUAUGAGCCGGAAAAUCAAAUAAUUAUUUCUAACCGGACAACCUAUUAGUGUAUUUCAGGUCCAAGACGCUUUAAAUUCGGUUAUGAAGGGCCGAACCGUGCUGAUAAUUGCCCAUCGGCUGAGCACGAUUCGAGACGCUCAACUGAUUUAUGUGAUCAAAGAUAAAAAAGUUGUAGAAUGACCGACUUCGAGAAAAAUAUUAUGAAAUUGAGGCGAUCGAGAAAGGAACGCACGAUCAGUUGAUGAGGAACAAGAACUCGAUUUAUAAGAAAUUGGUCGAGGCCCAGCAAAUCAAGUGA